UGGACACCCCCUGUUCGACGAUAAUGGUACGGUCGAAGCCCCGUCAAGUUGAACACGCUCUUGUCAAGGGCAGUUUCCAGUUGUGGUGUGUUUCCUCUUAGACUGUGGGCUCAGUUACGAAUAUGCUCUCAAGAGUUGGUCAGAUACGCAGGUGUGCAGCCAGCCUCAGCCAAACUUUAACCCAGGUAACUGCAGCGAGGCACAAGCACACACUGCCUGACCUGACCUACGACUAUGGUGCCCUGGAGCCCCACGUCAGUGCUGAGAUAAUGCAGCUGCACCACAGCAAGCACCAUGCCACAUACGUUAACAACCUCAACGUUACAGAGGAGAAGUAUCAAGAGGCCCUGGCAAAGGGGGACGUGACUGCACAGGUUUCCCUCCAGCCUGCUCUUAGGUUUAAUGGAGGAGGCCACAUUAACCACACUAUCUUCUGGACAAACCUUUCUCCAAAUGGGGGAGGCGAGCCACAGGGGGAGCUAAUGGAAGCCAUCAAUCGUGACUUUGGCUCCUUCCAGAAGAUGAAAGAGAAAAUGUCUGCUGCCACUGUAGCAGUGCAGGGUUCAGGCUGGGGCUGGCUGGGCUUUGAGAAGGAGAGUGGAAGACUUCGCAUUGCUGCCUGUGCUAACCAGGAUCCUCUGCAAGGGACAACAGCUCUCAUCCCUCUUCUUGGCAUUGAUGUAUGGGAGCAUGCUUACUACCUUCAAUACAAAAAUGUGCGCCCGGACUAUGUCAAAGCUAUGUGGAAUAUAAUCAACUGGGAGAAUGUGAGUGAGCGUCUUCAGACUGCCAAAAAAUAAAAUCUCAAGCUCGCACCUCCCCAGCAACUCCUCACUUUGAUCGGGACCUCCUGGAUCAAUCAGUCAUUGCAAUAGUUCUGUUUUUCAUUACUUGGAAAUAUUUGUGGUGGUGAUUUUGGAAUUCAGCCAUUCUUUCUCGCCUACAUAAAAAUAGCUAUCUUUUCUGAUAAGGCUACGCUUCUGUCAAUCACACCCAAAUAACUGCUGUCAUACUAGUUGUCAGAUGGCCAGAGUGUGUAUUCCGUAAGCUCUAUCAGUGUCAGGCAGUUCUCCAUGUGUUGGAUGUGCAAUAAUAAAAUCAUAGAUUUCA
This is a messenger RNA of Solea solea (common sole), 1110 nucleotides long. RefSeq names its product superoxide dismutase 2, mitochondrial (gene sod2). Gene Ontology annotation, cellular component: mitochondrion. The record is from RefSeq and is a predicted model, not a curated record. Gene Ontology annotation, biological process: superoxide metabolic process. Gene Ontology annotation, molecular function: superoxide dismutase activity; metal ion binding. The coding region runs from base 123 to 800 and encodes 225 amino acids. Lineage: Eukaryota; Metazoa; Chordata; Actinopteri; Pleuronectiformes; Soleidae. The transcript has 5 exons.